Prorocentrum cordatum is the source of this 705-nucleotide messenger RNA. The record is from the annotation of a GenBank genome assembly. Lineage: Eukaryota; Dinophyceae; Prorocentrales; Prorocentraceae.
AUGUGCUUCGUCAGCAAAGAGGUGCAAGGCGUAUGUUGCCAAACGUGUGCUGCAGCUAUGACGGAGUGCAACGACUAUAACGACGUACUCGGGAUAUUAGAAGUGGGGUCUGACGAUUGCAGCGAAGUGGCUUGCUGGGGCUGGUGUUCUGCUUUCGGGGACUUGUGUUGCGAAACAUGCUCUUCGGGGGCUACGACAACGACCGACAAUGUGCUCUGCGCGGACGGCUGCUACAACGGGUGGCCCGGCGACGGCUAUUGCGACAGCGUGUGCUACAAUUGGGAGUACAACUAUGACGGAGGCGAUUGCGACACCACGCCAGAGCCGGAGCCAGAGCCUGAGCCCGAGAUGAGGUGGACAACGACCGACCAGGAGCUCUGCGCGGACGGCUGCUACAACGGAUGGCCGGGCGACGGCUACUGUGACAGCGCGUGCUACAAGUGGGAGUGCAACUAUGACGGAUGCGACUGCGACACCACGCCUGAGCCAGAGCUUGAGCCCGAGAUGUGGUGGACAACGACCGACAAGGAGCCAGACACGUGCGACGAUGACGAUGCCGCCCUCUUUUUUUUUAGCCCAACAGCUCAAUGUUUCCGGGGUCACUGGUUGCGGGGAUGUUGCUGGCAUGUGCUUCGUCAGCGUAGAGGUGCAAGGCGUAUGUUGCCAACCGCGUGCUGCAGCUAUGACGGAGUGCAACGACUAUAA